Molecule: messenger RNA, 1497 nt
Organism: Trametes versicolor FP-101664 SS1
Lineage: Eukaryota; Fungi; Basidiomycota; Agaricomycetes; Polyporales; Polyporaceae
Exons: 8
Coding region: 59-1330 (423 amino acids)
Biological process (GO): intracellular transport
Source: RefSeq, a predicted model, not a curated record
GCCACCGUCUCGGCUGCAGUCGGCUACAGAAUUUCUCGCGGGCGCACCCGCGGUGCGAAUGGGUAUGCACCUUGUCGACCGGAACGUGGGAUCUCGCUCACCCUGCUGGUCCAUCCUGCUGCCUUUGGGCCUGGAUCUUCUGCGUGUCCUCCUGGCGCCCGACAGGCCGACCGAAUUCGACCGGGCCAAAAGCCGCUUUCAUUUCUUCAAGUUCCAUCGCAGGAACAGCUCCGCGAGCGCCCGCGCCGCUAGUGUUGGCGUCACAGAACGCGACGGGACUGAGCCGCCACCGUCAGAGUGCAGCACGCCCCUCCCUGCUGGCCAGGAGAACUUUUUAGAUGAAGUCGAAGAAGGCUCCCUCAAACGGAAGCGCUCCGCCUCCCCGUCGGUCCCUCACCCUGAGGAUUCGUCACCAAAGCGGCUCAAGACGUCAGAAUCUGAAGAACACGCCGAUGCGCCCAUCAAAAUAGAGGAGAUCGUCCCGCAAUCACUGGGUGCUGCUUGCACCGAUGUGACGCAAGCGUCUGCCGAUAUUGAAGCCCAGGCAGGCAUGCAGACAGACGCAGCUGGCAGCGCUUCCGUGUCUGAACCCCACGAUUCCCCCGCCGCGGAGCCCCCUGUCUCGCCAAGCUCUCCCCCUCCUGCGGUAUCCCCUUUGCCUAUUGCUCCUAUUGCGAAGCCGCCCUUCGCUCUUCGAGCGCCAGUGUGGCCCAGCACUCCCAGCGCCAUUAUCGCAGCCAAGCCGUCCUCUGCGUUCCAAGCCUUCUCGGGUAGCCCAUCUGCCUUUUCAAGCGCUACCGCUGGCUUGUCCCCCGGCUGCCCUGUGUGGUCGACAUCUGCCAAUGCUACCACCUCCGCGGCGAUGACCUCCGACCCUUUGGCGGCGCUGUCAUACGCGACGAGUACGCAAACCACCGUAACGGGAGAAGAGGACGAGGAGGCCGUUGCCGAGCUUAAAGGCUCGAAGGUGUUCAUCAAGCGCGGCGAGCGCGACUUCUGUGAAGGCAUCAUGGGCACCGUGAAGCUACUCAAGCACAAGGAGACCGGGCACGAGCGGAUCCUGUUCCGCCGCGAGCCGGUGAUGAAGGUGUCGAUGAACGUCCGCCUGCGCCCACUCGUACGUUGCUCGUUUGACGAGGCGCAAGGCCAGCUCCGCGUCGCGCUCAUGGAGCCUGCGGAGGACACACAGCAAGAACGCGUGGUCGUGUACGCGCUGAAGAGGGGCAAGGCGUCGCGGACCGAGUUUGCGGACUUUGCAGAGGCGGUCAUGGAGAGCGCGCGGGUCGUGCGCGAGCAGCAGCAAACUCAGGCUCCUGCGCUUGCGUUGUGAGCGCGCGAGCGCGUUCCACUGGCGCUGGUCGCGACGCUGCUUGUUAGCCAGCCUAACUUAUUUGUUGCUGUAUCACUACGUGUUCCUAUGCUACCACGAUGGUUAUUCUCACGACAAACACUCUUGCUCUGUAAGAUAUUAGGAACGGGCCAGUGACACAACUCAAG